Molecule: messenger RNA, 779 nt
Organism: Aphanomyces astaci
Lineage: Eukaryota; Oomycota; Saprolegniomycetes; Saprolegniales; Verrucalvaceae
Exons: 1
Coding region: 11-583 (190 amino acids)
Source: RefSeq, a predicted model, not a curated record
GCAUUGGUUAAUGUGCACGAUGGGGCUGCCCCAACCAAGUCGCAUUGCCAUCAUGGGGGUAACCUCCAGUGGAAAGUCCACGCUAGGAAUGGUCAUCUCCAACAAGCUGGGUGUGCCCUUCAUUGAAUCAGACGCGUUACUGUGGGCGCCGAAGUGGCAAAAAGCGGCUGACUAUGUCCAGAAAAUGACGAUCGCAACCGCUGCGUCGGCGUGGGUGAUGGCUGGUAACACCAGCGAAGUGCGGCAGUUGGUGCUCACUCAAGCAAACGUCGUGGUGUGGCUCGACUACCCGUUUUGGACGGUGUUGUGGCAAUUGGUGCGUCGCAGUGUGUCUCGGUGGUGGACCCAGGAGCUGCUGUGGGGCACCAACUACGAGUCUCUCUGGGUCCACCUAAAGCUUUGGUCAAAACACUCGCUCGUGCACUGGCUGUUCAAAACGUACUGGAACCGGAAGCGAGAGUACCCGCUACUGUUUCAGCAAUUUCCCCAUCUCGUCGUGCAUCACUUCACCCACCCCACCCAAACCCAGGCAUGGCUCGACUCCCUCCCCUCCACCACGCAGCAGCAUCCUCAUGUGGAAUAACACGACUGAUUGUGUGUUACUUCGAAGUAGAUAGUUCCCGUAGUGGCUCCCAAGUCACGAGUCGACGAUAUUUGUGUGAAAGGCGUCGAAAUGCUUCGCAGGUCUUUGAAAGGACUGAAUAACGUCCUUGUAGGCCGUUCCACUGUCUAGGCACUACAUAUUCGUACUGUUACUGUACCCUUUGAAUCAAUUUCAG